Chara braunii is the source of this 3653-nucleotide messenger RNA. The record is from the annotation of a GenBank genome assembly. NCBI's taxonomy places the organism in Eukaryota, Viridiplantae, Streptophyta, Charophyceae, Charales, Characeae.
CGAAGCAAAAUGCCGGCCGGCGUCCACUACGAUCUGCUGCGGGGGGCGAUCAUCGACAACGGUCGAAAAUUCGAAUGCUUUUCCCACCGGGCGCCCUUCGGACGGCGACAGUCUCAUUGGACAAGAUCGUCGUUUUCUUCGAUUGUCGUCAUGCCUCGCACGUUGGAGCACAGAACUUUCACCGAUCUCUCUUCUGUCGACGGGCUUCUUCGUUGAACGGUCGACCGCCGACGUCACACUGCAGCCCUUUGAACGGCCCUUACAUGGCCGACCUUCUGCACAGGCUGCCUCUGCUGGUCCUCGUCGUCGUGCUGCUUCUCCUCGUUGUCUUCUUCCACGUGUGUUUCGUCGGCCUCGUCCCGAUCGCGGCUCGCAGAAGGAGAUCUUCGAAGAAAGCUCACAGGAUGGAUCGACGACUAGGCAACGGCAGACCGGCAGGCACAACCUUCGGAGCGAGCAAUUGCCAACACAGUGCGGGUUCUGUGGCGAAGCGGCCGUACGACCCGAGGUUGUAUGCAGGCCUGCCUUCUCACGAGAUUCCUCUGCCGCCGUCGGAUGACGAGGGGGGCGACGCACGGUCGUCGACUUUGCCGUUGGGAAGUGGGUCUACGCAGGAAUGGGCGGCGACGCAGUCAUGCGGAGGCGGGCGGGUGGAGACCCCGUGGACUUACAUGUCGCUGCUUAACGAGGGGUUGUGCGACGACGACGACAAUGCAGCGGUUGAUCUGAGCUUCCAGUUGUCCAGCAGCAGCAGAGCAGCGGCAACGCACACUCGGAUCAUCAAUCCCCACCCGGGUGCGGAUUGCGCGCACAACACGCACGGCGGUGUGUGUGGGCCGCGAGACGGUGGUCUCCCUCAAUCGCUUUGUGAAGGUGGCGGUAAACGGAACGAGUCCACGUCGACCAUCGACGGAGGAGUCGGUGCGCGUGAACGUUCAGAGUGGAUGCGGUUGUCACCUUUGUCGCGGAGCGGAUCUGGCGCUCCUUGUGCACGGCAGCGGCCGGAGGUUUUGCAUCAGGAAGGUGCGGACAUACAGCGCGACAGCAGGCAGCUGUGGGCAGAGUGCAGGCAGGCCUCGCAUCAACGUGGAACGGAGACAAUCACAAGAGGGGUGCAACGGCUCCACGUGGACGAAGGGAACGAAGCUGCUGCUGAGGAGGCCCGGGGGUGUGACGACGGUGAUGGUGACAACGAUUGCAACUCCGACGAUUUGCCAGACAUAAGGCCGCUGGGGAGGAAAGCGACGAAGGGCGGAGCGACUGCAAGGAAGGGUCCCGCUGCAAAAAGUCGACGGAAUAAGAAAAUGGAUGACGACACGGGGCGGAGCGAUGGCGAGGGCGGCCAGAAUUUCUGGUCGGUGGGAGACACGAUCGCACUCGUCAGGGCAAGAAGGGACCAAGAUCUGUAUAUCGCCGGCAUGGGCACUAGUUUCGCCCGCAUGAAAACGAGGGAGUGGAAGUGGGAGGACGUGCGGGCGAGGUUGCAGUCGAUGGGCGUGACGAGGGAUGUCGUCGACUGCGGGAAGAAAUGGGACAACUUGAUGCAGCAAUUCAAGAAGGUCCACAAGUUUUUGAACCUCUCCGGCGGGAAAGACUACUUCAAGCUUGCAUCGAAGGAGAGGCGGUCGGAGGGCUUCAACUUCGUCAUGGACCGGAGCGUGUACAACGAAAUGGAGGCCACGACGAAGGGGGAUCACACGAUCCACCCAAAAAAUUUGGCAGACACGGGGGCGGCCGGUGGGGUUCAGAUGCCGGCAGGCGCUGGGGCUGCAGGUGACACCAUGGGCAGUGAGGGUGGAGGGGACGCAGCCAAUGAGGAGCAGGGGUCGACGAGAGACUCCACAUUCAGCGCGGGGAGCGGCGACGGCGCCGUCACGUUCUCCUCUGCUGCUUCCUCCUCCGUCGUGAACACGUCGUCAUCUUCCUCCUCGUUGGCUGCGGAGGGGGGCUCCAUGGAACGCGGGGCAGGGGAUGGGGCCCAACAAGAAGCGCGCGUGGCGGCUGAGGUUGCAAUCGCUGCUGCAGCCGCGGGGUCAUCGGGCAAUGUUGGUGUCGUGGCGAGGGCAAGAGAAGAGGUCCCAGUUGUGGAGCGGGAGGCGACGCGCGUCGACAACAAGGGUGAAAGGGAGGAUGAAGACCCCCUUCUAAGUCGGGUCCGAAGGGGAGGAAUGGCGAGAGAUCUGGCCGACCGUGCCCGCCUGUGGGUCGAUGACAAAGCGUUCUGGACGAGGGGGGAGGGGCGAAGGCUGUACAACAUCGUCCACGAAACGUGGGAGUACUUUGUCGCCAUCGCCGGUGGAAUGCAAACGCCCCCCGUGCCCAGGAGUGUUGUCAUGCCGAAAUCAUCGACGACCGUCACAAGGAUUGCGGAUCCCGCACAACUGCAGCAGGCGAUCGCCCGCGCGAUGGCAGCGGGGAAUAUCGCUCUGCGCGUCUUGCAUGGAUGGGUCUUCAAGUCCGGGAACCAUCCCCGAGGAUUUAAUGUCGCUUUCCAGUAUGCGUUGGAGUCGGUGGCGACGGACAUUGCGCGCGUCAUGUGGAACGGCGAGGAGUGGAGUAACGUCGUUAGCGCGCCCGUUUGCGCGCACACAAUCGACCCGAACAUGGACCUGCCUUUGUGGUUCGCGGGCACGAACAUCGAAGACAGGCCGGAAGACGACGACAUGGCGGCACACCAGGAGUCAACCGUCAUAUGCAUCGCGCGAGCGUUUCUCGCCGCGGUGCAAAUGGGUGGCAUCGUCGACGGUGGUUUCAUCUCGCACGAGCGUCUGUCUAGAAUAACGGAUUGCUUCAGAUUGAUGUUGGCUGCUUGCAUGUGGUUGAUGCGCAUCGCGGGAGACAAUGCGCGCAACCACCACGAAGCUUUUUACUUCGCAAAGCUCGUCGCGAAGCCCACGCUCGUCGCAUCCAUUCAUCGCGCUUUCGAUCAUCGGCGAUCCAUCAUCCGAGCUACGAACGCCGUCACGGAGAGACUGGGGAAGGCGAACGCAACACUCGGAGAGUACCCGAAGUACAUCCCCGACAGGGCUUCCUGCGGCAUCGUCUUUGGGCAAGAUGCGAGCAUAACGGGGCCAGAGGACGCGAAGAGGAGGGAUUGGUUGGGUUCCGGCCCCUUGAAGGACGACGACGCGAAAGAGGAUGCAUAGGGGGGGCGGUCGGGAGGUAGAGGGUGUCGCCGGUGCUUACACGUGCAGCGCAGGAGAAGUCGGCGCAGCUUGUGGCGAGACAAGUUGAUUGCGCUUGAGGCAUCCCUUUUUUUUUGUUUGUAAAAUUCGAAUACAGAACGAUAUUUCAUCAGUUUUAAGAUCUGCGCUCGCUUUGUUUGGUCACUAUUUCGUUUUCGCAUUGUUUGAAAUUAGAUCGACGGAUCGUCAGUUUUAAGAUCAAGAAGUUGUGUUUCUUGGAUGCACGUCCAGACGACUCUUCUCCAUUUGCAUGUGCCAUCGUCGCUCAUUGCUUUGUUUGCUUUAUUUCUUCCCCCCCCCCCCCUCUUACUCGGAUUUGACAAACAAAACAUGUGAACUAAACAUGUGUUCAUGUCCCACUCCAACCCUCGCAUGAAGACAUAGCGCAGCGCAUCAAACUCCAUGAAAUGUCCCAUAAAACAUACCAUGAAUAUGCAAUGGCACAGAGAAUGAACGCAAAGAAAAAGC